AUGACUUCUCUCCUCGAUCUGCCUCUGGAGAUUGUGAUGCUUAUAAUCGACGGCCUUUUCUCCCAUUUCGAAACGGAACCCGGCAAUAAGGACAUUUUUCUGGCAACUCAGAAAGACUUGAACACACUUUCACAGACAAACAAAUGGUUCUAUGCUCAGCUGGAAAUUCGUCUGUACAAUUUCAAUUUACAACAUGGUGGCCAGACAUCAUUGGCGUUCGGCGCCUUUCAUGGCCACGAGACAGUCGUCCAGAAGUCUCUGGCAACAAGCGCGCCAGACACAAUACCAAGUGUUGCCUUUUCUACUCGUGACUGUGGAAUUUCCCAUGUCCCACUCUGCUGGGCGGUUCAGGGAGGACAGAUCUCUAUGGUGGAUUCACUUAUUCAAUCUGGUGCCGAUAUUCACAAGAACUGUGUCGACACUAGAUGUGACGCCCAGCUGCUCAGUCAAGCCGCAAGGUUUGGUCAUUUAGAUUUGAUGAAAGACCUUGUAAGAAGGGGUCUCCGUCCAACGAUCAAGUGGGAAAAUCACUUUACAAGACCUAGAGACGAGUUGGUCGAUAAUGACGAUACAAGAUAUAAAGCCACUCUCCGCUUAGCUGCCGAGAAUGGACAUCUUGACUGCGUUGAUUACACACUUUCUGUAGGAGAUUAUCAGGAUCUCUCUUGCAAGCAAUACAUGCACAGGAUAGCAUUGAUUGUGCCAGCGACAGUGGCCAACGGUCACAUGGAGUGUGCCAUGUUCUUGCUAAGUCGCAGUGACAUCCUGAAACAGAGUGGUUUCUGCCGAUGUGCCUCCAAACCUGCCAGAGCUCUAGUUUCCGAUCUUCCCAGGCUGACUAUGGCACUGGAAGAUCCUUCCAUCAUGGAGAAGUACGGCCAUAUGCUUCUUUAUCUGGCAGCCGCUACUGGCUGCUCAUCCUUGCUUAGGGAAGUGGUUCAACGAGGUAUUAAUAUCGAUACACGAUUCCGUGGAGGGAACACACCACUGUGUCUUGCAAUAAUAGAGCGGGGGAACUCUGUAUCUAUACAAAGCAUCUUAGCACUGGGCGCUGACAUCAACGUGAAAAACUCCCAAAAGCGAAAUCCACUCUAUCUCGCAACUAUGUUUCGGUCUACGGAUAUCAUGAUGUUGCUUUUGGAUGAAGGUGCCAAUGUCAAUGAAACCGGCCCUCGAUCAGGCAUCAUGCAAACACCCCUGCUCCGCGCUGUUGACGAUUUCAAUUUCUUUGCCCCCAGCGCAGAACGUGCAAGACGUACUUUGCACUCUCCCGGCAAUGAGGUCCUGUCAUUGUUGCUGGAGCAUGGUGCUGACCCCAACUAUGUUGACCCAACGCAUGGGAUCACUCCACUAUGGCUCGCGGUUCGGGCAACGUAUAGGCUUGAGAAGAGGUACAGUCUUGUGCAACUGCUUCUUGAGCACGGGGCAGACCCGAAGCUAGCAACGAGGAAUCAAUCAGUUCUGUUCUGGUCCAUACCGGCGCACGACUACAAUACGACCAAGAUUCUGCUUGAGCAUGGUGCCGAUCCUAAUGACUAUGGACGAAAUUUUGAUGGCUCGAAAACUCACCACCGUGGGAAACCACUCUCGCCUCUGGCCAAGGCUAUGAAGGCGAGACGUUAUGAAACGGCUGAGCUCUUGCUUGACCAUGGUGCGGAUCCUCAUGCCCCAUAUUGGAAGACGGAGACGUCAUUGGUUAAAGCGACCAAGUCUAUGAGAUGUUCGUUCAUAGAGAAGAUGAUUGAUAAGGGCUUUGAUGUGAAUGAAUCUGUCGGGGCCCAGAAACCUCUACAUGUGGCUGUCUGGAAGGGGAAUGUUGAAGUGGCGGAAUUACUGCUUCGACGUGGAGCAGAUCCCAAUAUCACAGUUGGGGGCACUUCACGACAGUCAUCACGUUCACUUCUUUGGUGGGCUUCUCAUCAGAAUCUCACGGCUGUAGUAGAAUUGCUUUGUGCACAUGGCGCCAGGCAGCUACCUGAUGCUGAUACUCCUGGAGACUUCUCUCCGAUCUCGAAAGACUCACAGUAUGACGGGGUGGAAUAUUCCUCAAGUCUCUUUUCCGAUGACCCAUAG
Penicillium paradoxum is the source of this 2073-nucleotide messenger RNA. RefSeq names its product ankyrin repeat domain-containing protein. NCBI's taxonomy places the organism in Eukaryota, Fungi, Ascomycota, Eurotiomycetes, Eurotiales, Aspergillaceae. Gene Ontology annotation, molecular function: protein binding. Gene Ontology annotation, cellular component: cytoplasm. The record is from RefSeq and is a predicted model, not a curated record. Bases 1 to 2073 code for a protein of 690 amino acids. The transcript has a single exon.